CCGCAAAGAUCUGGUGGGGGGGCCAUUCUCAUAAACGCUCCUGUGUGUGUGUGUAUGAGAGAACAUAAUCGCGGAUCCAGUGACCAGCGCGUCGCAAUCGCGAGUUGUUCCUUGGCGAGAGAACUCGUUUCAUAUUUGGGAUCAGUUCACGGGUCCCAGUCGCAAUGUGGAGAGCACUGUUGACGUUGGCUCUAGCCAGUCACACCCUGGCCGUGCCGGCUCUGCAGGACCAGGGCUUGGACAGCCUCAUAUCGAACGUUUUCGGGCAGCCCUCGACCCAAACCACGGCGCCCGUCACCGAGGCGAACGAGGACGGCAAUUUGGACGCUUUGAUCGGGAACGUGUUCGGUACACCGUCCAGCGUGAACCCUACCAGCAAUAUAGGGACUUCGGGUUCGGGGUCAAACACCAUUCUGGGGACGCAGAACACGCCGAAACCGUUGCCCAGCGACUGCGAAUGCGUCCCGUACUUCCAGUGCAACAACGGGACCAUUCUGGAUAACGGGGUCGGGCUGAUAGAUCUCAGGUCCAAUUUUGAUGACAAUACUCCCGGGGAUCGCGCUCUGGAAGCCUUCGGUCCGUGCGAGAACUACUUGGACGUCUGCUGCAAGCCUCCGGACCGGAAGAACGAAACGACUCCCACGACUCCGGCGGAGAGGAAGGGUUGCGGGCAACGAAACCCGCAAGGUGUCGGUUUCAGGAUCACCGGAGACAACAACAACGAGGCCCAAUUCGGCGAGUUCCCAUGGAUGGUGGCGAUCCUGAAAGAGGAAAUGAUCGGCGCGAACAAUCAGAAACUGAACGUCUAUCAGUGCGGAGGUUCCUUGAUCCAUAGACAGGCCGUUCUGACGGCUGCUCACUGCGUGCAAGGGAAAAACCCGUCCGAGUUGAGGAUCCGUGCAGGCGAAUGGGACACGCAAACCGUGCACGAAAUAUUCCCGCAUCAGGACCGAACUGUGAAGCAGGUCAUCGUCCACGACAAGUACUAUCCCGGUGCUCUGUACAACGACGUCGCCAUCUUGAUUUUGAGCGAGCCGGUCACUUACGCGGAGAACGUCGACGUCGUGUGUCUGCCCGAACGAAACGAUGUCCUCGAUGGAUCUCGAUGCAUCGCCAGCGGCUGGGGCAAAGACAUAUUCGGUAAAGAGGGUCAUUAUCAGGUAAUCUUGAAAAAAGUGGAACUACCAAUCGUGCCACGCGACAGAUGUCAGGAGAGUUUGCGAAAGACGAGAUUAGGGAAGUACUUCAAGCUUCAUGAAAGCUUCAUCUGCGCCGGCGGGGAGGCUGGCAAGGACACCUGCAAGGGUGAUGGAGGAAGCCCCUUAGUGUGCCCUAGCAAAACCAAUCCCAAUAAAUACGUGCAGGCGGGUAUCGUGGCAUGGGGAAUCGGCUGCGGUGAAGACGGUACCCCAGGUGUCUACGCCAAUAUCCCAUAUGCACGCGACUGGAUCGACGAGCAGAUGGCCUUCAACAAUUUGGACAAUACCGUUUACAACGUUUAACAUCGAAAACAGACUGACUCGUUUUAUAAAUUCCCUUCAUAAAUACAGAUCGCCAUCCUCUAUCACCUUCUGUCCAACAGCAUUUUUUAAUAUUGUAAUCAGCACAAGAUAAUAAAUGAAAUACGAGUAUACAGUAAGAAAGGUUU
This is a messenger RNA of Colletes gigas, 1648 nucleotides long. Its product is annotated as phenoloxidase-activating factor 2. The transcript has 6 exons. Gene Ontology annotation, biological process: proteolysis. Lineage: Eukaryota; Metazoa; Arthropoda; Insecta; Hymenoptera; Colletidae. Bases 165 to 1502 code for a protein of 445 amino acids. The record is from RefSeq and is a predicted model, not a curated record. Gene Ontology annotation, molecular function: serine-type endopeptidase activity.